ACACCGGUAUAAAUAUGACCACGUUUGCACCACAGAGUGGACAGAGGAACACUGUGUAACAGCGCCUGCAUUCCCGUUAGGAGAACAUCAGAAGAGGAAACAUGGGUUAUGGAAACAUCAUGGGGGUUGAAACUACUGGUGCCUCGUGGCAAACAGCUCAGCAGGACAGGCUGGGAUACUCAGGUGUGGAGGCAUCACACACCAUGGCAGAAACUGAUAAAGGCAGAAUUCAAAAGUACAGGUCUAAAAUCAACACGGUGGGAGGUAAAUAUGGAAUCGAUCCAGCUCUCAUUGCUGCCAUCAUCUCCAGAGAAUCCAGGGCUGGAAAUACACUAGAUAAUGGCUGGGGAGACCAUCAUAAUGCCUGGGGACUGAUGCAGGUGGAUGUUAAUCCAAAUGGAGGUGGACACACUGCACGGGGCGCCUGGGACAGUGAGGAACAUCUCUGCCAAGCCACUGAAAUCUUGGUUUAUUUUAUCGGCCGCAUCCGCAACAAAUUCCCGGGCUGGAGCACGGAGCAGACGCUAAAAGGAGGGAUAGCAGCCUACAAUAUGGGGGAUGGAAACGUCCAUUCCUAUGAUAACGUGGAUGGCUGCACAACAGGUGGAGACUACUCCAAUGAUGUUGUUGCCAGAGCUCAGUGGUACAAAAAAAACGGAGGCUUUUAAAACUUGAAGAAUCUACAACAGAAAUCUCUGAAAAAUCAUAAAGGAAAUGUAAUGUGUGGUGGUAUGUAAAUAUAUACACAAGUAAAACCACAAAGGGUAUUUCUAUUUAUUGG
Molecule: messenger RNA, 781 nt
Organism: Perca flavescens (yellow perch)
Lineage: Eukaryota; Metazoa; Chordata; Actinopteri; Perciformes; Percidae
Product: lysozyme g-like
Exons: 5
Coding region: 102-668 (188 amino acids)
Biological process (GO): peptidoglycan catabolic process; defense response to Gram-positive bacterium
Cellular component (GO): extracellular region
Molecular function (GO): lysozyme activity
Source: RefSeq, a predicted model, not a curated record